AUGAAGUCCCUCGUCCUGCUGACCCUCUUGGCCCUGCUCACCCUUGGCCUCUGCCGCAGAGCUGCCGACGGAUCCACCGGCACCAGGGACUCGCCCAGCUCCGAAGCCUUCGUCUCCAGACGCGCCAGUGCCGAGGUGGUGCGGAGACAGAAGCGGAAUUACGGCUAUGACAGCAGCGUCUAUGGAGCCCCGCGGGACCCACUGGAGGCCAAGCGUGAGGUGUGCGAGCUCAACCCCGACUGUGACGAGCUGGCUGACCAGAUUGGGUUCCAGGAAGCUUAUCGGCGCUACUACGGGCUGGUGUAG
Molecule: messenger RNA, 306 nt
Organism: Hirundo rustica (Barn swallow)
Lineage: Eukaryota; Metazoa; Chordata; Aves; Passeriformes; Hirundinidae
Gene: BGLAP
Product: bone gamma-carboxyglutamate protein
Exons: 4
Coding region: 1-306 (101 amino acids)
Biological process (GO): regulation of cellular response to insulin stimulus; osteoblast differentiation; response to vitamin K
Cellular component (GO): extracellular region
Molecular function (GO): structural constituent of bone; hydroxyapatite binding; calcium ion binding
Source: RefSeq, a predicted model, not a curated record